GGCUUAGUGGGGGGGGAAGGGAAGCGAAUCCGCUAAGUCUCAUUUCUGGCGCUCGGCGAGUUGCAGAGCAAAGCCCUAAUACGCAGGAAUGCAAAGAAUUAAUGUUUUAACUAUCCUCCACUUGGACAACGUAUCAACAGUAAAUAGUUCGAGUCAUUUGGAUUUCAGAAGGCAUUCGUGCAGCCCGGAGAGGAGGAGGGCACCCAAAAUCCUACCGGGCCUGGCUGUGAGGGGCUGCAAAGAGGCACCGGGAGGAAGUUUUGGGGUUUUGCAAGGAGCAAAGCAUGCGGCACGCAAAGGGAAUCUCUCCUGGGAGCAGCUCCUGGGGGACUGCAGGAGAACAGUUUGCAAUUUGAUUUUCCACCUGGGGAAGAUCCCAAAAGGGUGGAAGGAUCCCAAAUUGUGCGAACUGAAAGCAAAGUUUCCUCUGCAAAGCAACUCGGGUUCAAAGAAAUAAAGAAAGCAAGCGGCGCGAUGCAUGGAUUUUCCAGCAGCUUUCCUGCCUUAGGAGCACUGGCACCCUGCAACCCCGCAGGGCACGGGGCUGAGCCUUCAGCAGGGUCAGAUAUUGCUUUUAAACCCAACACUACAGCUCUGCACACUGAACCCAGGUGUUAUUCGCACCGCAUGACCUCAACAUCACCAAAAAAAGACCCAGUGCGGAGCCAUCAGCCCUCAAUCACCACUGUCCACUUAACCAUUUUAACUCCUGCCAUAUUUACUGCUGUGCAGCAUCGCUUCCCCAUAGCGGGGAGCCUGCUGGGUUCGGCCCAGCUGAUUUUCACCCUCUCCCACGGUUGGGUUUAAGGUUUCACAGCCUUCCCCUGGUUAUAAAUAGCCCCUAGGCACUCGCCAUGCCCCGAGCGGUCCUCCUGCCAGAGCCUUCCAUGGGAAGCAGGGCACACGUGAGCCAAUAUUUGGGAAAUCCCUUCAAGAAACGGCUUUGCAGGUUUGCCGUCAAGCCCUUCUGCCUCGCUGACAGCUCGAAAGGAGCGGUGCCAGAGCCGCCGCUGUGCGCUGAGCGCUGCGGGCGCUCCGUCCGUCGGUGCGUCCGUCGGAGCGCCGGUAGGUGUUGCUGUAGCGACGGGAAUCCAGCCCCGGCCGGGAGCUCCGGGGCAGAGCGAGCCGGCCAGCCUCCCCCCCCACCCCCGACACACACACCUCCUCCUGUUCUCCCCCCGCUUUUCUUUCAACAUCGCAAAACUGCAGCCGCAGCCUCAGCGACGGGCGGCGGGGUGCGAAUCAAGAGGUGUCCGGGGCAGCUCUGCACGCACAGCGCUUGGAAACCGGGGGGGACUCGCGGCGGAGACCCCCCCCCCUUCCCCCUCCCCGUCCCGGCCGAGCUCCGAGCGGUGCGUUCCACCUCCCCGGGUCCCGCCGCCCCCGGGCGCCGCGGGCACAGCAGCCCCGGCCCAGACGGCGCCUCCGCGGCGCGCCCGCCCGGCUCCGUCCGCCGGGACCCGGGGAGCCCCGACCCCCGCGGCCGGGAGCGCCGAGCCGCAGCCCCCGCACCCGACGGCGGACGGCGAUCCGCACUCCCGACGGACGGACGCGAGCCGUACACCCCGACGGUGGAGCGGCCCCGAGCCGGACCGUUGGCGAUGCGAACCUUCCCCCGCUCCCCGCUCCCCGCUCCGGGCCCUACCUGCGGCGGCGGCGGCGGUGGCUGCGGCUCUCGGCGCGGCGGCUCCGGCUGCAGUGGCGGCGGCGCCUCCCGCUCUGCCGCUGCCGGGGCUGCGCCGCGCCGCGCCGCGCUGCCCUUUUUCGUCAGUGGAAAACUCCGGGCUCUGACGCAGGCGGUGACAGGAGCGGGGCCGGCGCGCUCCCGGGCCCGCCCGGCUUCCUGCCCCCCCGGGCGGGGCGCUGACUCAGGGCCGCCGCCGCCGCCUCCCCGCCCCGCCCGCCGGGGGCGCUGCCCGAGAGGGGCCCGAGGGGCGGCGGGGCGGUACCUGACCCCUGAAAAGGCUUUGGGUCAUGCAAAAGGGUUGGGUAUCCGGAAGGUUUAUGAGACUCACGAGGAAGGAUUGACCCUGAAAGGGAGUUGA
Molecule: messenger RNA, 2045 nt
Organism: Numida meleagris (helmeted guineafowl)
Lineage: Eukaryota; Metazoa; Chordata; Aves; Galliformes; Numididae
Product: translation initiation factor IF-2-like
Exons: 3
Coding region: 855-2045 (396 amino acids)
Source: RefSeq, a predicted model, not a curated record